Molecule: messenger RNA, 1344 nt
Organism: Gavialis gangeticus (Gharial)
Lineage: Eukaryota; Metazoa; Chordata; Crocodylia; Gavialidae
Product: cyclic nucleotide-binding domain-containing protein 2-like
Exons: 11
Coding region: 1-1344 (447 amino acids)
Source: RefSeq, a predicted model, not a curated record
AUGGCGAUAGCUCUGGCGCUGAAAGACAAGAUCCUGAACUGGACCAUAAGGGAGAAGGACAAAAAAGCUAGUAUAGAGGGGUCAAGCAGAGAAGUGGAAAACCUGGCUCUGUUGAAAUCGGUGUCAAGACCUCAUCAACCUCAUUUGAGCCAAAUUCUCAUCCUAUGGGUCUUUCAUAUGGAGAGAGCAAAAGACAAGUGUCAAGUAUUGUCACAAGGUCAGACCCUGAUGGUAGAAGCCACAGAGGUCUACUAUAAUAAAGAGGCUAGUCCUAGUUCUCUAAUGAAUAAAACCAAGCCUGGAGAUGAUAGAGUUGAUACCAGCAAGGAGUGCACAGACAAGGAAGCUGGUGAAACAGAAAGUGCAAAGCAAGAGACAUCCUGUCCUCAAUUCACUGUUCUACAGGCUUCCAAGUGUGAAGACAUUGUACUGCUUGGGAAUGAGACACAUGGCAGCUAUAAGAGUCUCCGUAAAUUCCGCAGAGCAGUUCUGGUCAUCCAAGUCAUUCGCAAUCUCAUUAAAAUGUACAGGGACUAUGCAGCAUCUAAAGCUGAAUUGCUAUCCUUUGCUCAGCUUCAAUACACUGGAUCCAGCACAGAGACUGAAAACCUCCUCUUUGACUGUGCUUAUUUUAAAGCUAAAGCAGAGACAACUAUCAGCAGCGAGGCACAAGUCAUUCUCUCAGGGCCUCCAGAAACCCGAACAUCAGAAGGCAUCAAACUGGCCAUGCUGUCAUUGAAGUCAACAGUUGGUACUUUCUCAGAAUACCCUGUUCACAUCCAGGAGAAGCUGGCACAGCUGGGUUGGUAUGAAUGUUUUGGGCCAGGAAGAGUGAUCAUCAGGCAAGGCCACAUCCCGCAGAAUUUCUAUUUGAUUCUCUCAGGCACUGCUGUAGUCACUAAGGUGGCUCUCAACCAACAGACUGGAGAGCUUUAUGCCAGAACGGUCGCUUUUCUGAAGAAAGGGAGAUACUUUGGGGAUGUUGCCAUCUUGACUGGUGCUAGGAGAAAUGCCACAGUAGUCUGUCAUGAUACUGUUUCCCUGCUGGCUCUUUCUAGACAGGACUUCUUAAAUGUAUUUCUGAGCCGGGAAUCUACUGAGGGGUCAGAUUUUAUAGAUUUCCUGCACAAGACUGAACUUCUUUCAGGAUGGCCAAUUGAAAAGUUGCCUUACAGCAACCCCAGAAUUUGUGCUCAGACCUUCUUCAGGCCAGGCACAGUCAUUACAAAGGAUUCAAAGUCAUCAUCCAAAAUUUAUGUGAUCAAAACUGUAAGUAAAUCCAUAGUAUUUACCACUAGGGAUACAUCUUCUCUUCUACUGUUGGUCAUCAGAACUUGUGACUGA